Grus americana (Whooping crane) is the source of this 1179-nucleotide messenger RNA. RefSeq names its product NSE2 (MMS21) homolog, SMC5-SMC6 complex SUMO ligase (gene NSMCE2). NCBI's taxonomy places the organism in Eukaryota, Metazoa, Chordata, Aves, Gruiformes, Gruidae. Gene Ontology annotation, cellular component: Smc5-Smc6 complex; nucleus. Gene Ontology annotation, biological process: protein ubiquitination; double-strand break repair via homologous recombination; protein sumoylation. The record is from RefSeq and is a predicted model, not a curated record. The coding region runs from base 154 to 951 and encodes 265 amino acids. Gene Ontology annotation, molecular function: ubiquitin-protein transferase activity; zinc ion binding; SUMO ligase activity. The transcript has 8 exons.
CAGCGGCGGCGGCCUCCCCCGCUCCCGCCGCCUCCCCUCACCCGGUGCCACCCUCGCUCGGCGGCGCUCACCCUCCCCCGCCGCUGGCGCGCCUUGCGGGCAGGGACGGCGGCCGCCUGAGGGGAGCUGUGCCAGCAGAGUAACGAUUUCAAGAUGCCAGGUGGUGCAAGAAUCUCAUUCAAUGGUGUGGAUUCCUCUCUUUCAUCUCUGAAAAACUGCCAGUCUUACAUAAAUACUGGAAUGGAUAUUGCUACUCACGUUGCCCUUGACCUUGUGGAAAGUUUCAAUGAUGCAGAGGAUGUUAACAGUAUGGAAAAUGUCAUGUUAGAAUACGCCGCAAUGGACAGAGAACUCAAUCAUUAUAUGAGAGCAAUUGAAGAAACAGUAAAUCAGGGAAAGAGAACCUGGGCUAUUUUGUUUCUUUUGCAGAUAAAACGAGAAAAACCAGAAAAUAUACCAGAUUUAAAAUAUUUAGUAAAAGAAAAAUUUACUGCACUGGAGAGCAAGAACAGUGACUCAGAUUUGCAAAAGAAUGAAAAAUAUUUAUAUUUUAAGGAUCAGCUUAAAGAGAUGAGAAAACAAUUUUGUCAUAAAUCAGAUAAUGAUAAUGAGGCCAUUGAACAAAUCGAUGAAGAUAUAGCCGUGACUCAGAGUCAGAUGAACUUUAUUUGUCCCAUUACACAGAUGGAAAUGAAGAGGCCAGUUCGAAACAAAGUCUGUGGACAUACUUAUGAAGAAGACGCCAUUCUAAAAAUUAUCCAGACUCGAAAGCAGCAAAAGAAAAAAGUCCGAUGCCCUAAAAUUGGCUGUAGCCAUGCUGAUGUAAAAGGAUCAGAUCUUGUGCCAGAUGAAGCACUUAAAAGAGCGAUUGACAGUCAGAAUAAACAAAGCUGGUCAACACUGGAGAAGUCAGCUGGAUACACCGCUGCCACAAAGAAAAUUUGUUAUUAGGGGUCUUGUGAGAUAAGCUGCUGAUUGUAAGUAGGUUGUGUAACUGAUUGUUAUUUAAAGUGUUUCAUUUAUAGGCAAAGUUGAAGGUCUCAGCUGUAACUGAAAGCAUUUUUUAAACUGCCGAAUAUGAGGAAUUCCAGUUUAACUUGUUUGUUGGUUUUUUUUUUUAAACCUUCCUGAAAUUUUAAAAGCUUGCAUUUGCUAAAUAAAACGUGUUCUGCAGCAUUU